GCCUGAAAGAGAGCGAGUGCGGCGCCAAAGCCUGAAGGACACACGCCAGCCGCCUUCUUAUCCUUGCAUUACUGCGUCACCAUUACUGCAUUAUUACGGCUUUACUACUGCACUAUUCCUGCAUCGUUACUGCAUUAUUACUGCGUUACUGCUACAUUAUUCCUGCAUCAUUCCUGCAGCGGAGCAGGCGGUGCAGCCACAUCUGGUCGUCAUCAGAAGGGGCAGCGUCUCUUCCUGCUCACAUGUGACUCCAGCAGUGUGUGAAGACAAGUCCAAGAGGAGGUUUUAGAAAACAUUCCUUGAGUUUUACAGCAAGAAGUUGUUCUUUUUGGGGUGUAUGGAUUGACUCUGAGCUGUGAUUGCGGGAAAAGAAGCAGGAGAAACCUCCAACUUUUGAACUUGGAGCCCUCCGAGGCUCCGAUUCUUUGUCUUCUCCGAUCAAACCAUCUCCCCAACGGAAAGAGACGCCCCGCGAGCAAGGAUCUACCUGGUUUCCCCAUUUUCUUUUGGGUUGCUGUCCCGCCAUGACUUCUAGUUACACGCAUGGAAUGGACAGGAACCGCUUGGAGAGUCCCGUCACCGCUAACCUGGACAACUUGCAAGCCAAGAAGAACUUCUCUGUGAGCCACCUUCUGGAUCUGGAAGAAGCCGGGGAGAUGGUCGGCAGUCAGGCCGACGAGAGUGUCGGGGAGGCUGGGAGAAGUUUGCUGGAGUCUCCGGGACUGACCAGUGGAAGCGACACAAACCAACAGGACAACGAGCAGAUGAACACGGAGGAGAAGAAAAAGAGGAAGCAGCGCAGGAACAGGACCACCUUCAACAGCAGUCAGCUGCAGGCUCUGGAGAGGGUGUUUGAGAGAACGCACUACCCCGACGCUUUUGUACGCGAGGACCUCGCCCGCCGGGUCAACCUCACCGAGGCCAGAGUGCAGGUUUGGUUUCAGAACCGGCGAGCCAAGUUCCGCAGGAACGAGCGAGCCAUGCUGGCCAGCAAAAACGCUUCCCUCCUCAAAUCCUAUUCUGGAGAAGUGACAGCGGUGGAGCAGCCAAUUGUGCCCCGCCCUGCGCCACGCCCAAACGACUACCUUUCCUGGGGUAGCACCGCCCCUUACAGUACCAUGGCGGCCUACCCACCAAGCUGCUCCAACACCAACACAUCCCAGGGCAUGAACAUGGCCAACAGCAUUGCCAACCUGCGGCUCAAAGCGAAAGAGUACAGCUUGAACCAGGUGCCCACGGUCAACUGAAAGGUCUGGGAGAACCGGCGGGUAGGAGAGCCUCCAAAGCCACUGGACUCCCACAGACUAUCUCUGGAAUGAACUUCAUCUCACCAGAAUAACCGCUUUCUGGUCCUUUUUUCACCAAAUCAGGAAAAAGCAAAAAAGUACCAGUAGGUGUUGGGGGAGAUCUCACUCCAAGGCAACUGUUGUUUAUACGAAGACAUCUUGAUGGAUGUUGUAUUCAAAUAUCGGCAUAUUCUUAUUGGGACUGAUUUUCAAACAUUUUUUUUCCAUUUUUUGGGGGCACAGAAGGACAUAUGUGGAAUUUCCUUUGUCCACUUUGGCUGUGGUGAAUCUUCUGGAAAUUUUUUAUUUUUUUUUGUCAAAGACUCCAUGUUAAAAUGGCGUUCAUGAUAUCUUUUUGUUUUUAUCACUUUCCUAUCCAUAGUAAACCAACGACAACUUUAUUUUCAUGUAACUCUUCCAUAUACAGGGACGGAUCUUGUAUUUCCCAAACCCAGUAGAACCUUUCCAUUUUCUGUGAUGUCAUUUGUAACAGAAAAAAUUAUAUUAAUAAAAAAAAAAAAAAAAUUCAUUUUGAUUCAAG
Molecule: messenger RNA, 1827 nt
Organism: Dunckerocampus dactyliophorus (ringed pipefish)
Lineage: Eukaryota; Metazoa; Chordata; Actinopteri; Syngnathiformes; Syngnathidae
Gene: prrx1b
Product: paired related homeobox 1b
Exons: 4
Coding region: 525-1247 (240 amino acids)
Biological process (GO): regulation of DNA-templated transcription
Molecular function (GO): DNA binding; DNA-binding transcription factor activity, RNA polymerase II-specific
Source: RefSeq, a predicted model, not a curated record